This is a messenger RNA of Lachnellula hyalina, 1209 nucleotides long. RefSeq names its product putative deaminase. Gene Ontology annotation, molecular function: adenine deaminase activity. Bases 1 to 1209 code for a protein of 402 amino acids. The transcript is spliced from 3 exons. Gene Ontology annotation, cellular component: cytosol. Lineage: Eukaryota; Fungi; Ascomycota; Leotiomycetes; Helotiales; Lachnaceae. Gene Ontology annotation, biological process: adenine catabolic process; hypoxanthine salvage. The record is from RefSeq and is a predicted model, not a curated record.
AUGGGGCGAAUUCCCUAUCCCCUCCUCCAAACCUGGAAAUCCAUCAUCCAAUCCGCCCCCUCCCCCUUCCUCCUCUCCCUCCCAAAACUAGAACUCCACGUCCACCUAGAAGGAACCCUUUCCCCCACUCUCCGCUUCGCCCUCGCGCGCCGCAACCACAUCCCCCUCACAUCUGCCCGCCUAAACAAAACCUUUACUUCCGUCGAAGAACUCCAAGAAGCGUACCGGCUUCUAGAACCGCCGUCUGUCAAAGGCCCGGGCGUGUCGGCCUUCUUCGAGGCGUAUUAUGGCGGCAUGGAAUGUUUGAGAGAGGAGCGAGAUUUCUAUGAGCUGAGCAUGGAGUAUUUUACCCGCGCAAGCGGCAUGGGCGUGAGGUACUGCGAGGUUAUGUUUGAUCCGCAAGCUCACACACGCCGCGGGAUUUCCAUCCCCGUGCUCAUGUCGGGACUGCGUCGCGCGCAGCUCGAAGCUGAGGAAAAGCUAAAUGUCAAGGUCCAGUUCAUCAUGUGCAUCCUGCGCGAUGCUCCCCUCGCAUCAGCACUCCAGCACUACGAAACCACAGCCUUGCCCUACCGCCACAUGAUCGCAGGCAUCGGGCUCGACAGCAACGAAUUCCAGCACCCGCCGUCCAUCUUCGCGGCUCUCUUCGCGCGCGCCAAGCGCGAUGGUUUUAAAACGACUGCGCACAGUGACGUGGCGCAGCCGGAUGCUCAUGUGCAUCUGAAGCAGAUCUUGACGGAGCCGUUGCUGCUAGAUCGUGUGGAUCAUGGGCUGGAUGCUGCGUUGAGUCGGGAAUUGAUUGCGCUGAUUAAUGGGAGGGGGGAGGGGUUCGGGUUGACGAUCUGUCCGUGGGCUUAUGUGCGGCAUUGUACUGAGCAGGAGCUUUUUGGGGGUGUUAGGAAGUUGUGGGAUCAGGGGGUGAGGAUUAGUGUUAGUAGUGAUAGUCCUGCGUAUGUAGAGAGUAAUUAUGUGGUUGAAAAUCUGGCGUUGUUGAAGAUGAAAGGGGGUUUCAGUGAUGACGAGGCUGAAGCAGCAACUGUCUUACUUAAGAGUGUUAAUUUUGUGAACAAGAAGGGCAAGAGGGAGCACGUCGCAGCAAAAUCAUCAUAUCAAUUGGAGAUCGGCGCCAUAGUAUUCUUUUCAUUUUUCGGACCAAAUGACCUAGCUAAGACCUAUCCUAGACUGCAUCUUGCGACCAACGAACCCUAA